This is a messenger RNA of Triplophysa dalaica, 2813 nucleotides long. Its product is annotated as sialic acid-binding Ig-like lectin 14. The coding region runs from base 104 to 1237 and encodes 377 amino acids. The transcript has 13 exons. The record is from RefSeq and is a predicted model, not a curated record. NCBI's taxonomy places the organism in Eukaryota, Metazoa, Chordata, Actinopteri, Cypriniformes, Nemacheilidae.
CAGAAACGCAUGUUGAUUUAAGAGCAUCAGUCUCGAACUCAGGUCGAUUCAGUAAGUAAAGGUCUCUCACUUUCACUCCUAAAAUAAGUCUUGUCAGUCCAGCAUGACGGGGGCAAAGACAGCAGUUUUUAUCUACUGGCUUCUGGGUUUUGGCGUUUCGGUGUUUGCUGAUGUUUGGAAAGUCGAAGUAGAGUCUGAAGUAAAGGCUUUGGAAGGAUCUUGUGUUGUGUUGCCGUGUUCAUUCAAAUACCCGGGAGUUGUACAGCCCUCUUCUCGUAAGAGUGGUAUUUGGCACAAAGAGAAAGAUUGGAAUUACUUCAUCUUCCAUGAGGAUAGAACACAGAUUGCAGACAAUUUCAAGGAGCGCACAAAAUUGGCUGGUCGGCUGGGUGAUUUAAACUGCUCUUUGGAGAUCGAUGGUGUCAAAAACCACGAUAACGGCCCAUUUUGUUUUAGAGUUGAAUUACAGACGUCUGUGACAGACAAAUAUUCCUUUGUGAAAAACUGUGUGAGACUUAAUAUGAUCGUCGAUGCCCCACCACCAGUGCUGCAUUCAGAUGAUUCUGUUCAUGAGGGUCAACCUGCAGUCUUUAAAUGCUCUGUUAGACACACCUGCCCAUCCCAUCAGCCCACUCUCACCUGGAGCCACAAAGGAAAAGAGUUGGUGACCUAUAAGGAUAUUGGUCAUGGGAACUGGGAAGUGGAAUCGAUUCUGUCCUUCACACCAACCAGUGCGGACGAUCACACCAAUAUUAUAUGCACAGUCCAAUACCAUGGUCUGAGAAAGGGAUAUGAAACUAGCCGUCCAGUCUUUGUGAAAGAACAAGCAACUUACAACCACAUCCUGAUUCCAUCCAUUUGUGCGCUUGGAGCUGCUCUUCUAGUGGGAGUAGUAUGUUUCCUCCUGGUCAAGAGAUACAAGAAGCGUAUUGAAGAUCUCCAGUCCAGAAAUGACAAUAGCAUGUUCAGUCGUCUAUCAAGAAUGUCUCGGAGAUUCCGUUCGGGUGGAAACAACAGCGAGUCAGAUGGAAGACAUCAGAGGAGGUCCAUUUGGGGUAGAUUUUCAAGGAGAGGCCAUGGGGAUCAAACUGACAGCAAUUUGGACAAGAGGUCAAACAAAACAGGAAACAAACCUCGAAUGCCAUCCCCAAAGAGUCAGGCCAAAUCCAGUUCUGGUCAUGAUUAUGAUGAUGACUACACCAACACGGCAGAUCUCAACAUAUACGGAAAUGCUUGAUGAAAAUAUCACAUUGCAAACAUUGUAUGGGCUCCGUACUCUUUUGACCCUAUAAUUCAUGAAUUUAUGACAAAGUCAGUCAAAAAAAAUGUGUGUAGGCCUAUAAGAGUUAUUAUUCCAACUUUUUUUAUAUUUUCACUUGUCCACUGCAGCGUAGAGAGCAGUAUACAUUUUAUUUUUGUUUGAGGAGUUACUGUAGCUGACCACUGCAUAGUGACCUUGAUGCAUGUAAGGGUUAAUGUAAGACUACUGAAACCCAACUAGAUUCACUAAUAAUACAUUUAAAAAAUUCAGUAAUUUGCUAAAUAUUUCACAAUAUUAACAAGCUCUUCUUUUCGAAUAAUCAAAUAUCUGCUUCAAUUCUAUUGUGUUUGUUUGUUUUGUCUCUCUCUCUUUUUAAUGUAUAGACAUAUUAUCGUUUUUAUUUUAGCAUAAUACAGCAAGCAAACAUACCAGAGUGUUAUAGAUAUUGCAUGGCAUUGCAUCUUUAUUGUUUUGUAAAGGCUUUUUAAAACUUUCAGAAUAUAAUUUCACAUUUAGCUGUCUGUAUCUUUCAAAAUUUUGUGAAAAAUUAUUCAUCCAAUCGUGUUUUAAAUAGCUCUUUCUACAUAUGUGUGAGUGAUAAACUUAGAGGGAAGUUAACCCCUCUUGUCAUUUCACAUAAAAAAGAUGAUAUUUUGAAGAAUUAUGGUUACCGAAACAGCUCCGUCACCUAUUCACUUCUACUGUACGGCCACAAAACCAGAACUAGUCAAUGGGUACCUCCAUUGUUCGAUUAAAAACAUUUUUCAAAAUGUCUGCGGAAUAUAGAAAGUAAUAUAUUUUUUUUCUUGGCUAAUGACUCCCUUUAAACUAUUGCCGUAAUGUAUCAUGUUUUAUUUUUGAGCAUCACUGAAUGUGUUUGUAAUAGUUGUGUGUGAGUCUGAUCCUUUGCUCGGAAAGAUCAACAUCACUCCUGAACAGGGAUCAAACAUGCAUAAUAUGCUGAAAAUAUAAAUAUUGUGCAGGACCUGAUGGAUUUUCUGAAGCCCACAGAAAGCUCAACUGCUUUAAGUAGAUCACACAGUAGAUCACACAAGAAGGUCUUUAACAACUAUCACAAAAUAGAAAAACUGUUAUUGAUGUCAAAGUAGAUUGCCUAUAACUGACCAUACUGCUUACAGUACCAUAUGUGACUAUGUAAUAUUGUAUUUGAUGAUAUACAGCAAUAUAACUUUUUUUAAAUCUUUUUAUAUUCUGUACUUCACUGCAUCCUAAAUACUUCUUAAUUAUUUGUUUAAUCUUUUGAACAGUUCUCCUUUGAGAUAUUUUGAAACCAUAGGAUUUUUGUAUUUCUGUAUUGUCUCAUAUAAUGUCUGUGUUAAUUAGUUGAAGAUCAAACAUUUCAUGUUUGUUCAUUAAAAAUCAUUGCAUCACAAGUUCCUUUUUCUUAUUGUGGUAUUUAGGGGUCACUCCAGGGAAGUAUUGCACAUCUGAACUUAGUCAAUUUCUAAAAAUAUGUUUUUUUAAAUGCAUUUUUUGAUGAUUUUUUUGGAUAGUCCACAUUGUACAAAUUAAGACACUUGAAUAAAGAAUU